AUGGAUGCCUCAAAAGAAACAUUUAUUACGGCUAACAAAUAUGAAAGUGAAGAAGCAUCUGAUUAUGAUAUUCUAUAUCUUUCUCCUUUUUAUAAUCAAGAAAAAGACUUUUUACAGGAAAAUCUUAGUCUUCUUGAACAAAAAUUAGUCUAUGGAACAUUACAUAGUAUUUAUAAAAAGGCAAUAAGUAAAGCGUUACAGUCUAAAUCUGAGUCAGAUCACCUUUUAAAGCUAUUGGAGGAUUUUGUUCAGGAGUGCAACCAAUUAGAAGAUAGUUCUAGCGAUGAUAAUCACUCAGAUGAAUCUACAAGUAAAAGAGAGUUUCAACUAAAAAACUCUAAGUGGCGACAAGGCAGAGAAUGA
Molecule: messenger RNA, 363 nt
Organism: Dentiscutata heterogama
Lineage: Eukaryota; Fungi; Glomeromycota; Glomeromycetes; Diversisporales; Gigasporaceae
Source: the annotation of a GenBank genome assembly